This is a messenger RNA of Aegilops tauschii subsp. strangulata, 621 nucleotides long. NCBI's taxonomy places the organism in Eukaryota, Viridiplantae, Streptophyta, Magnoliopsida, Poales, Poaceae. The record is from RefSeq and is a predicted model, not a curated record.
AUGUGUUGCCCGCGUGUUCGCUUGUCUGCGUGCUUGGCUGCUACCGCUCUGCUGCUGCUGCGCCGCACGCCCGCGACCACCCGCGCUGCUUGCUGCUCGCUACUCACCGCUUCGCCACGCCGGCGCUGCCCGCGCCCGCGUUCACCGGUGCCACUCGCCACUGCGCUGCUAGCGCCCGCUGCUGUCCGUCGUGCUCUUCUACGAGUCGCGCGCUGCGCCUCACCGCUGCUCGGCCCCCGCCUGUGCUACCGCUGUGCCUCGCUCGCCCGUGGCCCUGCUGCCCCCGCGCCCCCGCGCCCCCGCGCCCCCGUAGGCCUGCUGCUACUCGUCCGCGCGCAGCGCCCCCCUGCCACUGUGCCGCCCAUGCCGUCUCCCCUGGCGCUGCUGCCGCCAGCCACCUUCCCUCCGGCCCGCCGCCCUGUUCCGGCCGGUGUGCCUGCGCGACCCUGGUUGCCGGCGCCCGUGCCCGGCUUCCCCCACCCGUCGCUCAGGCGGGCAGCGCUCGCACACCCGGGGCUCCGCCCUGUUCAGCCGCGCGCCCGCUAUGGCCCUAGGCCACUGCCUAAUGGGGCCCCCACGCCCCUGUCCAAUUUUUUUAGAAUAUAUAAUUAUAAAUAUUAA